AAACCAUCUCCCCCAAUGACUGGACGCGGCAAGGGAGGAAAAGGACUCGGCAAAGGAGGAGCAAAGCGUCAUCGAAAAGUGCUGCGUGACAACAUUCAGGGUAUUACUAAACCUGCAAUCCGUCGUCUGGCUCGUCGUGGUGGAGUCAAGCGAAUUUCUGGGCUUAUUUACGAGGAAACUAGAGGUGUGUUGAAGGUAUUUUUGGAGAACGUUAUCCGUGAUGCUGUUACUUACACCGAACACGCUAAGAGGAAGACGGUCACCGCGAUGGAUGUCGUUUACGCUCUGAAGCGACAGGGACGCACUCUGUACGGUUUCGGAGGAUAAAUUACCCUAAUAAAAAAUAACCAUAAACGAACGAUAACCCAAAUAAUUGAACUUUUCCACAAAUGGUUUGGACGAUACCCAGAACACGUCGUUAAGCAAAAUAACCAUAACAAUUUUAUUAGGGUAGCAUCAUCGACUCAGACUA
Ochlerotatus camptorhynchus is the source of this 472-nucleotide messenger RNA. Its product is annotated as histone H4. Gene Ontology annotation, molecular function: protein heterodimerization activity; structural constituent of chromatin; DNA binding. Gene Ontology annotation, cellular component: nucleosome. The coding region runs from base 16 to 327 and encodes 103 amino acids. The transcript has a single exon. NCBI's taxonomy places the organism in Eukaryota, Metazoa, Arthropoda, Insecta, Diptera, Culicidae. The record is from RefSeq and is a predicted model, not a curated record. Gene Ontology annotation, biological process: nucleosome assembly.